AUGUCUCAGUAUAACCUCGGUGGUGUUGCAUUCCCAGGAGGACACACCGCAAGUGAACCUUCAGACCCCUGGAGGAGCCAUGCCACCUCUACAUCAUCUGAAGCAGGAUCAGCUGCCCCUGUGGAAGAACCACAUGACAGCAGCACACCCAAGGCGUCAGGAGUAGUCAGAAACCCAUCGCCCACCACCCUGCCAGAAUUCACCACACCUCAGACUUGGGAAUGGCAGGGGAUCCCUUACGCAACAAUCGAGGAAGCCGCAGAUGCCGCCACACCCAACACCAUUCCAAGGGACGUAAAGGAAUGGACAAUGAAUGUGAUGGAUGAACGUCACGAGUGCACGGUGGCCUCAUUGGAGGAAGAAAUCCUGGCCCACAUCCAUGUCAAAAUAAUAGCAGUGAAAACGCGAGACCAGCUAAAAGUUGCAAGAGCCAAGAUCAGCACCCUCUCUGCUGACAAUGAACGGCUCAUCAAGUCGAACAACAGUCUGAUAGCUGAAGCCCAAGCAAUCCGCAAGGACUUCGAAGAUUACAAGAAUGAAGUAAAGGGUCAGAUGGACGCCCUUUACGGCAACAUGGUCACCCUGAAGGAGGCUCAGGAAAUGACCACGACCUACAUCGUUGGCUUAGAGUCUCGACUCAAUAACACCAUCAUCAAUGCGCCCCCCCAAGGGAGAAAAUCAUCGGAGAACUUCGAGACCUGGUUCACCAACCUGCUAAUAUGGCUCAAUUAUAAUCACUUCACCAACGACAAGGACAAGAUUCGGCAGGCCAACGCACAUCUGGAAGGAGGAGCUGCUCUGUACAUGAAAGAGUAUGCAAUCAAGCUCACCUCUGGACAAGACAUCGGCACAUGGGCCGAAUACACCCGGAAACUGGAAAUGGCUUACAAGAUGCUUGAUUCCAAGUGCACAGCACAGUCACUGCUGGACGCACACUGCACAAUUCACCACAAGACGAUGAUCACCUUCGCAGAAAAUUUCAGGGCCUAUGCCCCCGAAUCGGGAUAUUCUGACGAAGAUUUGAUCGUCAAGAUCAGGGAACAAUGGUCUGCCCACAUCCAAAUGGUCAUGUCAGUCAUGGAGACUUUAGACCCCUCGAAGAUUCCCACCACCUGGAUGGAUUAUCUCGAGUUCUGCCUGGAGAUCGAAAUCAAGCAUCUCCAGCAGAUUUCGAGCAACAAGUCUACUGGACAGACCGCAACGACAAAGCAAGGCCAAGGAAAAGGGAAGGGCAAGGCGAUGAACGUGCGACAAGUGGAGGAAGAAAGUAGCGCGGAGUCAUCAGCUCAAAUUGUGGCAUUGGAACAAGCAAUUGCUGCACUUCGUGGAAUGAGCACAACCUCGACUACUCCCCCAUCCAGCAAGGGUAAGGCAAAGGCACAUGGUGCAGACACGGAAUCAACAAUCUUGGCAUCUACGGUUAAGGACACCAACGCAAGAAUCGUCGAGCUGGACGAAUUCUCAGAGGAUUUUCAGUACGAAGUGUAG
Messenger RNA from Laetiporus sulphureus 93-53, 1488 nucleotides. RefSeq lists its product as uncharacterized. Bases 1 to 1488 code for a protein of 495 amino acids. The record is from RefSeq and is a predicted model, not a curated record. The transcript has 4 exons. NCBI's taxonomy places the organism in Eukaryota, Fungi, Basidiomycota, Agaricomycetes, Polyporales, Laetiporaceae.